GUCUUCGGACUUUCCACUGCUCCUGGGCUUUCUGUCUGUCUUUCGGGCGUUCUUCAGCUCGCCGGCCGCGGUACUGGGAAGCGUCCGACUCUAGUCACUAUUCUCAAGUGAAGACAGUGAACAACUUCUCAGGCAGAUAUGAGACAAUUAUAAAAUUUCCUAAAGAUAGUAGAGAUUUUACACAGUGGAUGAAUGAACAGGCGACUUCCACGCACCAGGAGCAGAUCCGAAGCCAAUUUGUUGGUUAUCAACAGAUGUUUUGCUGUUGACUUCACAGCAUUAUAAUUAUCUCAUAAAACUCUGUCAUUGCUCAACACAAGAAGAAAAAGGAGAAGGACACUUGGUCCCUGCAGAUGACACUUGGUUGUUUGGCUGAAUGACAUAUUUAAGUAGUUUAUGAACUCAGUAGGUGCUGUAGUUUCAUGCACAGGACGCAGAUGACAGUACCCUCCUUCAUGACUUCUAAGGAAACAAAGUCAGAAUCAGCCCUAUGGGAUAACACUGUCAACCAAUAAUGUCAGUUGCAAUACGCAAGAGAAGUUGGGAGGACCAUGUGACUCAUCCCUCAGGACCACAAUAUAGCUACGAUGAUCUUGACCUGAUUUGUUGCCACGGUGUUGACAGCGAGGGCCUUUGGAGAGGUUCAGGGGACUCCAAGCAGGGCCGAUGGACAAGGUGUGCCUCCAUGCCGGAGGGUUGCCACCAACUGCUCACAGAUGAGCUUGCUGAGAGGCCGGGUGUGACCACGUCUGGACUACAUGAUGAGAUCCAUUUAGAUCAUGUGAAGUUAGCAUACGGUGUUGAAGCUUCAAUUGAAAAGUUUGUUUGCAGCCCUCACAAAUGUCUGGAUGUGCCACAAAGGGUUCCAGACAACCUGAAGACUGCUAAGCAUUUUGACUGCAUGUCACAAAGUGACAAAAGCAGUGCUGUUAUUUUUUGUGGAAUGGAUAACAACGCUCAGGAAAAGGUUGAUGGUAAAAAUGGGGUCAGCACAGAGAUUCAUGAUGUCUUUAAAAAUUCACAUAUCUAUCAUGACGAGCCACAAUGCAUCUCUAUUUCUUCAAACAAUGGGCCUCCACUGCCACAUUCUGCUGCCGGACAGCCUAGCAAACUUCCAAAUCAUUGGCAAACAAAGGAAGGACAUACAGAUGGUUACAGCAGACCUCAUGAAAUCUCGGAGGCUACACAGAAGUCGUGCUCAGCUGCUCAACAAGGACCUCAGAAUGACCUCCCAGAUGUCGAGGAAGUGAUUUCCCUCCAUGGCCAUGCCAGGACAAAGAUAACCUUGGAUGUCGGUGUACUCGGUUUAUUCACUAAAAUGGAUGGUCUUCUUGUGAUGUCAUUGGCGAACAAAGCUGUGGAGCCAGUUGUAACAUCAGUGGGAGAAGGAAAAUGUGACAAAGAAUCAAUUGAAACCUGGAGCACGGAUUCAUCUGACAAACUGGAUGGAUUAAAUAACCCAGAAACUAUAAAUGAUAAAUCAGGGCACAAGCAUCUUUCCAGAGACAUUCACAAGGGAAAGCAGGAUGUCGCUGGAGCAUCGGAUCAGCCCCCUGGUAGUAAAAUGUCCUUCCAGACAUCAUCAGAGCACCAUGAGUUUGGAUCAAGACCAAAUAAAAUGUCUCUAGAGGAGGAAAGUAGAGAUGAAGAAAGCAGCCAAAACUCUGAAGAUGUCAUGUUGCAGCCAAUCAUAGCACCUGAUAUUUCUGUCAAGGUUCAGUGUUUUUCAGUCAACUGUAAGGUGCCAUGUCUGCAAGAAGGAUUGGCGAAGUCAAAAGAAACAUGCACACAGAAAACUAUUAUUCAACAAGUAGAGUCCAACUUGACUAUGACGAUUGCUAGUCAGCCAAACAAAGACUUUGAUCAAAUUUAUUCAUCAUUGGAAACAAUCCCAGCGUUGAGUCAUGUUGAGGCAGAUGGUUGGCGUGUACCUGCUCCAGAGACUAUCCCCAAAACAUUUCUCUGCCAUAAGGACGCUGAAUGUGCAGCGGCUGAAAAAAAAUCCCUAAACCUGCUUCCACUCUCAGUAGAGGUCAACAAUGUGCUCUCGCCGGAGGGACUCCAUGGCAACGAAGCCUCUGGUCGCCUCAGUGAGUCACCUGCCUCUAUGGUAGCAGAUGGUCAGAGUGAACGACACACGCAAGUGGCCACCUCAAGAACCCAGCAGCCGGACACUGCGGGGGACUCCAUUCCCUCGACACACACAUAUCCUAUCAAUCUAUCUUUAGAUGGGAUGUGUGAGUCUGGAGUUCAGAAGGAGGAGGAAGGGGUGAAAGUCCGCAUCAAGAAGAGAGACCAUGUCCGUCUGGAUUCGAUGGUUCUACUAAUGAUGAAGCUGGACCAGUUGGACCAAGAAAUUGAAAAUACCCUGAGUGCCAACUCUUCCAUCGGAAGCACCCCCACCCUCCCUCAGCGACGACUACCAGACUUUGAUUUGGGAUCAGUACCCAUAGCAUCAUACAUGCAGCAUUUGCAUGGCCCUGGCACCCCAGCUUCAAUCCCAAUAGCCUUUGGAGCAAAACCAAAGAGUGGGAGUAUCCCAAUUCCAGAGAGGACAAAAGCAGAGAUUGAGGCCAAAGAGGCCUGUACAUGGCUUCGAGCAGCAGGCUUCCCACAGUAUGCCCAACUUUAUGAAGAUGCCCUGUUUCCCAUUGACAUCUCCUCAGUCACCAGGGACCACGACUUCCUAGAUCGGGAUGCCAUUGAGGCUCUCUGCAGGAGGCUCAACACCCUCAACAAGUGUGCUCUAAUGAGACUGGAGAUAUCACCUCAAAGAAAAAGGAGUGAAGACUCAGAUGACGAUGAACCCUGUGCUAUCAGUGGCCGCUGGACCUUUCAGAGAGACAGCAAGCGCUGGUCCCGGAUGGAGGAACUGGACGUUUUCUCCUCAUUGUGCACAGAUAGCGCGCAAGCACCUCCAACAAAGGACCAAGUAUCCAAAAAAAACAAGCUGGCCCUAUGUGAGGGAAACAGUUCAGAGAGUGUUCUGACGGAUCUCAGUGAGCAGCCUGAAGUGGGUUCCAUCCAUAGCAGUGGUAGUGGCGGAAGAGCAGAGGAGAAAAGCCGUGAUGCCACCCUCUAUUUACCAAACGAAACCAUUCCCAUUGGAGCCACGCGUGCGAGCUCUGUUGUAAGCGUGUGUUCAUCCUCAGGUACAGGCGGGUCAGUAUGUGCUAAUGAGGACUCACUGUCUGAUGGGUUGCCUCCAUCACCUUUGGAGAUGCUCGGACAGUUCACCUUCGAUCUGAAAAUGGGAGAACUUGGAGGAAGCCUGGACCGUGGUGGUGGCAGUGGUAAAAGCACAUGUUCACGAGCCAAGAGCUUUCUAAAGAGGAUGGAAAGUCUACGUCUCCGCACUGGAACCACUUCUAGGAGAAAGAAGAAACCGAGCAUCAGUGGUGGGAAGAUUGAGAUCAGCGGCCCUGUGAUCAAAGAGGGUCUUGAUGAUGACAAGUUGCGGAGUCUCAACUGUGUGGAUAUUCCAAGUCUCAACCUAAACCAGAACCUUAAUCACCAACACCUCUCAACUCAGACGAUGACGCUUAGCAGGAAUCGUUCUGUAUCCUAUUCUACUCAGACUAGCAAUGGUAGCACUGGAAGCACUGGGAGCAGCCAAUCAGAAGCCAGCAGUGGCAGUGCAGUUAGCACUCCAAGCCCAGUGACUCGCACUCGUAGUCACAGCACCGCAGCAGGCUCCGGUAAGAGAGGGGGGAUGUACUUGGAAGGUUUUGAUCCGUUCAGUAUUCUCCAGCAAGCAGCUGAUCGGCAACCAUCACCAACACCCAAAUCAUCCCCACCUAUCCCAUGUCAACCAAAUAUUAUGAGCAUUGACGAGCAGAACCAAAGAAACAACCACAGAAUUCAGGAGAAUGGCAGCCAAGUAGAGCAAGAAGACAAUGAAGGCAGGCUCUUUUUCUAUUUACCAGAAGGUCACAAGCCAGGCACUUUCCCCAAAGCGUUGCAAGAUGGGGGUUCACACAAUAACAAUGGUAAUGACAAUGGGAACUCUGUGAUCCUGAGAGGACGGCAAAGUAGACACCUGCGUCGGGUUUCUUCUGGCUCAGUGGACAGUCGCCUCAGUUUUUAUGACAAUGUCCCAUACAUAGAGCGAGAUGAGGCUGUGGAGGGGGAUGAACGAAAACUGGAGGAAGUGUUACAACAUGUGAGCGGGCUGCAACACUUUGUGAACGCCUGGUCUGAGGAUGUGGUGGCCGGUGAGGAGGAAGAAGAAGAAGAUGAGGAGGAAGAGGAAGGAGACUCUGAUUCAGCAUUGGAUUCGGCCUCACCAUGCCCAUCCUCUCCUCUACAGAACCGUCUAGAAGAGACCGAGAAUGGAAGUGACCAAGACAGCACAGGGAACCCGCUGGGGGAGGGGGAGGAAGGGAUGAGGGAGAGGAGUGAUUCUGGUGUUGGAGCAUCACUAACAAGAACCAGCAGGCCACAGAAACUCCGCUGGUUGAGCUUCCAUAACUCCCAUCGGCCAAGUUUGGCCUCUGCCCAGUUCCAGAUUAGCUGCCAGUCUGUACUGCAGAUGAAUCUUCUUCAGAAACUGUCACUGCUGCAGCUCACCGCUCUUCUGGAGAGGCACACCCCAACAAACAAACAUGGCUUUAGCUGGGCUGUUCCAAAAUUUAUGAAGCGGAUAAAGGUGCGUGACUACAAAGGCAGGAAUGUGUUCGGGGUUCCACUGCAAGUCAUCGUCCAGCGCACUGGUCAGCCCCUCCCUCAAGGCAUCCAACAAGCUAUGCGCUACUUGCGAAACCAGUGCUUAGACCAGGUGGGUCUUUUCAGAAAGUCGGGAGUGAAGUCACGUAUCCAGGCUCUGCGUCAGAUGAACGAGGCCAAUGGGGCCGAUGGAGGUGGACUCAGCUAUGAGGGUCAAUCUGCUUACGACGUUGCUGACAUGCUCAAACAGUACUUCCGGGAUUUGCCCGAACCCCUGCUCACCAGCAAACUGUCGGAGACAUUUCUUCAGAUCUAUCAGUACAUGCCCAAAGAGCUUCGCCUCCAUGCUGCCCGCGCAGCUGUACUGCUGCUCCCCGAUGAGCAUCGCGAGGCACUGCGGACACUGCUGUGCCUGCUGAGUGAUGUGACAGCCAGCGUGAGGGAGAACCAGAUGACACCCACCAACCUGGCUGUCUGCCUGGCGCCAUCUGUAUUCCAUCUCAACACCCUGAAGCGCAAGGAGAGCUCCUCUCCAAGGGUGAUGAACAGAAAGCAGACUUUGGGAAAGCCAGACCAGAGAGACCUGAACGAGAACCUAGCCGCGACCCACGGUCUCACGCACAUGAUCCAAGAGUGCAGAAAACUUUUCUGGAUCCCCGAGGAGAUGAGACGCUGUAGGAACUCAUAUGUGGAACAGGCCUUGCUACCGCGACCCUUGGAGGAACUGUCGGGUAGCGAUGGUGGAGGAGGAGGAUACCGCUCCUAUCUGCGUGACGGUCUUGACACUCUCCUCAAGGAAGCCAAGGACAAGUUUAAAGGUUACGACAGUUUCUCUACCACCGAGCAAGCUGAACUGGCCUAUCGGAAGGUACACGACGGCUUCCCACUGAGGCUGUGGAAGGUGACCGUGGAGGUGCCUGCAGUUCCUGAGGAGGUACUGACCCGGUUGCUGAGGGAGCAGGCGCGCUGGGAUGAGGACCUAUACGAGAGUCGUGUGGUGGAAAGCUUGGACGAGAGGACUGAGGUGUAUCAGUAUGUCCGGAACACCAUGGCUCCCCAUCCCAUGAGGGACCACCUGGUGCUCCGAACAUGGAUAACAGAUUUGCCAAAGGGGGCAUGUGCCCUGGUGUCUACAUCAGUGGAUCACGCUGCGGCACCCGUGGUGGGUGUGCGCGUCAAUGUUCUCCUCUCACGCUACUUAAUCGAACCCUGGGGAGCCAACAAGUCCCGACUCACGCACAUUUCCAGAAUUGACUGCAGGGGUCGCUUCCCGGAGUGGUACAACAAACUUCACGGACACUUGUGUGCUGCUGAGGUGACGCGGAUUCGUGAUUCCUUCAUGUUGUCCAUGGAGAAACGAGACUGACUUCUCAAUGUCGAUCCAAGAGUAAGGAAGACCUUCCAUAAACACAAAAACAAGGAAGAACUUUGGCUCCUGGAUUUGAAGGACUUUUUUUUAAAACCAUAUUCUUGAUGUUACUAUACAAAAUGCCCCCUCGUCCUGCCAUCCAAAUAUGUGGGCCAAAGAACAUUGAGUAGAUGCUAUGUGUGGCUUCAUCCAAAGAGUGCUAUUGCUUCUGAGAAGCAAAGGUGAUUGCAUGUCUCAUGAAUGCAACUAACAUACUGCAGUGUACAGUGCUGUGAAAAACACUUCUUAAAUUUGUAUAGUGUUACAUAGUUUAACCACUUUAAGAUCAUCAAACAAAUGCCAAUAUAAGACAUAUAAUCUAAGUGAACUUACACUGUUGUUUGUGAAUGGAGAUUUCACCUGUUGAAGGAAAAAGAGCUAUUCAAAGUUAGCUGGUCCUGUGUAGGAAAAGUAAUGGUGCCCGAAACCUUAUAAAUGGUUGGGCCAUUCUCAACAGCAACCCCUGAAAUAAAGCCUUUUCUAUCAUCUCUGUGGAGAUAUUUUGACCCAGUCACAGUUGCACAUUUCUAGGAAUUCAUAAAAAAUGGAGGGUUCUCCAGCACAAACCGCCUUUUCAAGGUCAUCUUACUGCUUCUCAAUCGGAUUCAAAUUUAACUCUGAGCAGGCCACCUUAGAACCUUUUUUUUUUUUUUUUAAAGCCAUUCAGAAGUUGACUUGCUGAGGUGUUUUUGAUCAUUAUCCUACUGCAGAACCCAAAUACACUUCAACCUGAGGGCACAAACUGAUGGCUGAACAUUCUCCUUCAGGAUUUUCUGUUAAAGAGCAGAAUUCACGGUUCCCUCAAGAACAGCAAGACCUAACCCUAACCCUUAUGCAGGUCCUGAAAGAGCAAAGCAGCCCAAAACAAUGCAUUACACCACCAUGUGUGAAUGUUCUUUUCCAGAAAUGCUGUGCAGACUUAAGACACACACCUUCCAAAGAGCUCAACUUUCACCUCGUCAGUCCAUAUAAUACUCUCCAGAAAUUCUGGGGAAUCAUUUAGAUGUUGUUGUUUUUCCCCCAAAAGGAAGCCCUUUUUGUUCUUUUUAGUCAGCAGUGGUUUUCGCCUCAGAACUCGGAACAUGGAUGCCAUUUUUGCCAGCCUCUUCUUUAUUGUCAUCUCAUGAACACGGACCUUAAUUGAGCCAAGUGAGGCCUGUUCCUUUAGAAGUUGUCCUGAGUUCCUUUGUGGCUUCCUGGAAGAGUUUUUGCUGUUCUCUUGGGGUGGUAAUAUGUGUAGGCCGGCUACUCCUGGGAAGCUUCAUUACUUUUCCGUGUUUUCUCAUGUGAUGAUAAUACCUCUCUCCCUAUGGAUCACUGAAAUCCUAAAACUUUAUAAAUGGCUUUUGUCUAUUUGUCAAUGAUUUUAUUUCAUGACUGUUCUCAAAUUGCUUUGGAUUUUGUUAUUUUGUUGCAGCUUUUUUCACUCUCUUGUCUGACUUGUUUUUGUCACGACAGGUUCUGUUUGAUUUACCAGUUCUGGAAAUAAUCAAGCUUGAGUGUGAUCAGUGAAAACGAAUCAAAACCUGUGAUUAGCCAUGAUUCAUUACAAAUUUAACAAGUAGGAGUAAUUACAUUUUCACACAAAGCCAGGAAACUGGAUAGUUUGGAUUUUUUUUUUAAUGAAUGAACUCACCAUUUUAUCAUGACCUUUUAAGUUCACUUGUGUUAUAGUUGUCUGAUAUUGACAUUUGUUGGAUGAUCGUAACCAAGGUGGGGAAACAAUGGGAAAAUAUGAAUUUGAGAAAGGGGCCAAUACACUUUCAUGGCACCACGUAUACGUGAACUACUCUUUCCACACCUAAUAUCAAUGCUGUCUGUUUGUCUUGUCUUAUGACCGUCCCUUUUUUUUUUUUUUUUUUUUCUCUGCAACAACCCGUGGGAGGAAGUGCAUACUAUAUUUAUGAUGUUGCACAGAUUGAUGAGUGCAUAGCUGAAGAAAGACCUGAAUGUACUGGCCCAGGGACAGAAUGAUAUGUGGGAUGGAGAGGAGAGAAUACAAAAUGGUGGCCGGCUCACCAAAAGCAGCGGGAGAGCACCAUGACAUCUUCCUGAACAUUCCAUUUCAAUGAAUGAUUAGUGUUGAAGACUUUAAUAGAUACAAACAGACCAAAUCCAAGAAAAAGCACCCUUGAUCUUUCCAGGUUUUUCCACAGCAGAAACUGUGUACUUUGCACACCAACACAUGUCAUUUCUAAGAAUUGUGACUGUCAAACUGCAUGAAAACACAACACGUUCAUUGUAGAAAAGAAAUGGCGACAGAAAAGGUCCUUUUAUAAAGGUGGAGAUUUUACAGGUUUUACUGUAAAGAUGAGGGCAGAUUGCAUGUUUGUGUGCUUUUUAAAAAAAGAAAGAAAAACAAGCUUCUCUCCGUGUAGUUGUUCACUUGCUUUAACACCGCUGUCUGCAUUCUUCACUUAAACCAAUGUCAAUAUCUUUACUGUAACCAUGUCGCUAUACCAAAUAAUAACACGACAAUGAACGUUAAUUUAAAGCAAAUAUAUUUAUAUCUCAGAUAUGUUUGUUUUGUAUGGUUUUGUUGUAAUGUAAAUGUUACGCUCUGUUAUUGAAAUGGAAAAAAUAAUCCUUUAUCUUUUUUAUUAAUGUUAUUUCUGUACAGUUUAAUCAGAGUGCACUAUUAAAUAUAUUAAAAUACA
Messenger RNA from Syngnathoides biaculeatus (alligator pipefish), 8730 nucleotides. RefSeq names its product DLC1 Rho GTPase activating protein (gene dlc1). NCBI's taxonomy places the organism in Eukaryota, Metazoa, Chordata, Actinopteri, Syngnathiformes, Syngnathidae. Gene Ontology annotation, biological process: regulation of Rho protein signal transduction; signal transduction; actin cytoskeleton organization. Gene Ontology annotation, cellular component: membrane raft; focal adhesion. The coding region runs from base 515 to 6031 and encodes 1838 amino acids. The transcript is spliced from 18 exons. Gene Ontology annotation, molecular function: GTPase activator activity; lipid binding; protein binding. The record is from RefSeq and is a predicted model, not a curated record.